CAAGCAUCCUUCAUCAGAAUAUCAUAUCACAUAAGACCGCCUCUCAACUCUAACUUUCAUUCAUCCCUGAACAUACCACAAUGCCAAACAAGGGAACAAACACCACUUACCCCCCAACAUACUGCUCAGCAUGCCGCCAGUACGGCCACUCGGUCAUGCAAUGCCCCGUCCCACGCUGCAUGAGAUGUGACUGUGUUGGACAUCCUACCAGACUCUGUCCUCUACAGAGAUGUGCCAAAUGUGGGGCCAGAGGACAUGAUAAGGAGGAUUGCCCGUUUUAUCCAGGAAAUGAAGAGUUGUAGACAUGUAGUAGUUUGAGAGGGAGGGCAUGAUGGCUGCAUCCUGGUUGGAGAGUUGGAAUUUGUGGGGAGAAGGCUAUGAUUUCUCUCUUUUCGUUGAUUUUACUGUGAAAUUUUAGGGUUAACGUCUUGGUGUUGAGGGGCCUAAAUUGAAUGAUGGAGUAAGGGGAG
Molecule: messenger RNA, 470 nt
Organism: Aspergillus welwitschiae
Lineage: Eukaryota; Fungi; Ascomycota; Eurotiomycetes; Eurotiales; Aspergillaceae
Exons: 2
Coding region: 81-302 (73 amino acids)
Molecular function (GO): nucleic acid binding; zinc ion binding
Source: RefSeq, a predicted model, not a curated record